Messenger RNA from Oncorhynchus keta (chum salmon), 3997 nucleotides. RefSeq names its product zinc finger MYND domain-containing protein 11-like. The transcript has 17 exons. The record is from RefSeq and is a predicted model, not a curated record. NCBI's taxonomy places the organism in Eukaryota, Metazoa, Chordata, Actinopteri, Salmoniformes, Salmonidae. Gene Ontology annotation, molecular function: protein binding; DNA binding; transcription corepressor activity. Gene Ontology annotation, biological process: regulation of transcription elongation by RNA polymerase II. Bases 168 to 2216 code for a protein of 682 amino acids.
CAAUGUUGGCGCUGUUUACCUCCCCAAUCCUGUGCUGUGGCCAGCUGGACAUAAACCAUAAUUCAGACAGUCUAAACUAUCCCGGAAAUACACAUGUAAGGUAUUUUACAUUGAAUCCUUCACGGAGUUAUACAGACACAUAUUAGUAAUACUGUAGUAAAGGUGUCAUGAAUAAAGAGAUCAUGUCGCGCGUGGUGAAGAAGAGGCAGGCGGACCCUAAAGUGGUUCAGUACGUGUGGGCCGCCAUUGAGGUCAUACGCAACCAGAAACAAAUUGCCAACAUGGACAGGAUCUCAAAGUACCUGAGCCGUGUGUUUGGCAUGCACCCAAAGGAGACAGCCAGGCAGCUGAGUCUGGCAGUGAAGGAUGGCCUGGUCGUAGAGACUCUCACUGUGGGCUGUAAGGGCUCCAAGGCUGGCAUCGAACAGGAGGGCUACUGGCUGCCUGGAGACGAGCAGGAGCCCAAUGCCGACGGAAGCAAGACGGAGAAGGAGCCGCCAGAGGAGGAAUGGGAGGCGGAGAGCCACGACUGGUACUGCUUCGAGUGCCACCUGCCCGGAGAUGUGCUUGUGUGCGACAACUGCUUCCGUGUCUAUCACCUAAAAUGCCUGUCUGAUGAGUACAAGCCCCGGGACAGUGGAUCCCACUGGCAGUGUGUGGUGUGCAGGGGUAGUAAAAAGAAGAACCUGAACAAGCAGGAGAUGUGCAGAUACCUGCGUUUUAUCAUUCAGCGCAUGAAAGAGAGGGCCGUGGACCUGAACAAGAAAGGCAAAGACACUCAACACCCGAUGUACAGAAGGCUCAUCCAUACCACGCUGGACGUCUCCAACAUUCAGGAGAACCUAACCGAGGGGAAAUACAAGAGCUUCGACGAGUUCAAGGCAGAUGCCCAGCUCAUCGUGCACAACACCGCCAUCUUGUUUGGAGUUCAUAGUGACCAGGCUGAAAUAGCGCGGUUGCUCUACAGUGACACAUGCCAUGAGCUGAACGAGUUGAUGCUGUGUAAGAACUGCUUCUUCCUGUCCAACGCUCGGCCUGACAACUGGUUCUGCUACCCCUGUACUCCUAAUCAUGAGGUUGUGUGGGCUAAGAUGAAGGGCUUUGGCUACUGGCCGGCCAAGGUCCUGCAGAGAGAGGACAAUCAGGUGGACGUCCGCUUCUUUGGCCACCAGCACCAGAGAGCGUGGAUCCCUGCAGACAACAUCCAGGACAUCAAGGUGUCGGUGCAGCAGCUGCAGGUGAAGCGCAGCGCGAGCUGGAAGAAGGCCUGUGAUGAGCUAGAGCUGUCCCAAUGCUUUCAGAGGGAGGGCCGCUUCUGGAAAACCAAGGCGGUGGAGAGGCUGGAGGAGAGGAGAGGAGACGGAGAAGAGAGGCUGACAGAGAGGCCGGAGGAGGCAGAGUACUCAAUCUCCUCCACCAGCAACAACAACGAUCAGGUCAAACAUCCGAAAGCAGACAGACAGCCAGACCGAGACCAUCAGCCAGACAGGCAGGAGCCUAAAGCAAAGAAGAGCCGUCGCAGUCAAGCUCCUGAGCCCAAAGAGGAAGCCACUGACCCGGAGCCUGAGAUGGAGGCUGUGAGCAGCAGCCAGGAGAUCCCUGUGACGACUCCUCACCAGCCAGAGAAGCUGUCUGUCUCCACGCAGACCAAGAAGGCCUCAGCCACCUUGCCACGCAGCCUACACCGCAGCACCCAGACCACCUCUGACGGAGCCUGCCAGAACAUGUGCCACGAGAAGUACACCAAGAUCUUCAAUGAUGUCAAGGACAUGAUGAAGGCCGACAACCAGAGGGAGACAGAGCGCAUGGUUCGAGAGGCCCUGGAGAAGCUGCGUUCUGAGAUGGAGGACGAGAAGAGGCAGGCGGUGAGCAAGGCAGUGUCGGGGGGCCAGGCUGAGAUGGAGAGAAAGUGUAAGACGGUGAAGGAGAAGUGUAAGGAGGAGCUGGUGGAGGAGGUGAAGAAGAUGGUGGCCCAGCACAAGCAGCUCAUCUCCACCACCAAGAAGAAGCAGUGGUGUUAUAACUGUGAGGAGGAAGCCAUGUCAGUUCUGACUGUGUGUUUAUCCUCCAGUGUUAUAACUGUGAGGAGGAAGCCAUGUACCACUGCUGCUGGAACACCUCCUACUGCUCCAUCAAGUGUCAACAGGAGCACUGGCACGCCGACCACAAACGCACCUGCCGCAGGAAGAGAUGAACAACAACCCCCACUCCCCUGAUAUAACUUACCCAACCACGCCCCUACCUGACUUCCUGAACACUUUCUGGACCGAAUAUAUGCGGGGAAAAAUAGCUAUUUUCAUUUUAUUUCAGUACUUUAUUUAAUAUACCCAGUGUAUCGAUUUUAAAAAUAUAUAUAUUAUCAAGAGCAUGGCUCGAAUGAUUGUUUUUAUUUUAUUUUUAUGAAGUGCUAAUUUGACCUAUGUUGCAGAAUGUGUUAUUUAAGUGUCUAGUAACAGAUGAACAUUAACUGAAAACAUUUUAUUACCUGCAUUUUUUUCACUUUUCUUACUGUUAAUGUUUAACAAUUAAUAUUACAGUCGAUCUUAUACCGUAAGUACAAUUGCAGCGUUGAAUAAGCUCUGCUUUCAUACAGAAAAUAUUUUUUUAAAUGCUGAAAAUCAUGAGAAACAAAAUGUAAUUGUGAAAAAAGUAAAUGAUCCAUACAUUUUUUUUGCAUGAUUUUAUCAUGAACAUAUUUUGGUAAAUAGCACCUUUUUAUUGUUUUUAUCCAUUUUCAAGUCUCUUAAACGUCGUUGGGAACAGGGUUAUGAAGUCGGCUAUAAAGAUGCUGACAAAUCUUCCCUUUGUUAUUAUGCACAUUUUGAAUAUACUGUCAUUUUUAUGAAUUAAAGAAAAAGUUAUAAAUUUCUUGGGAAUAUAUAGCAAUCUUUACUGAGCUGGAUCUUAGAGAGGUUCCUUCAUAAUUUGACCGUUUGCACAUUUAAUUUCAUGACCCAAAUGCUUUGUAAUAUUGCCAAAAAUGACAUUUGUUAAACCGUAUCUUAAGAGAAAGUGCGUGCUGUUUUUUCCCCUCUUGUUUAUGGUUGGUGCCAUGGUUAUUGUGAUGUUCACUGUAAGUACGGUUUUAGAAUGCUCAGUGACUAGUUAGACAUUCACUGCUUAUGCUGUUGGUGGUCAGUGCCUGUUUUUUUUCAAAACUAUCCUCAUAUUCUGAGUGAAGAGAUGUGCAUGUUGAUAGUUCCACAUUUUUACUAGAAAAAUAACAAGCUUGCAAAGUAUCUCGGUUUCCCCAUAGACAAUGAAUACGGAUGGACCAAUAUAAAAUAUGCAAAUAUCAACGGUGAUCAGGCUUAUCUUUUAGUACUUUUUAUUUUUUCUUAAUGGAGUCUGAAUGGUGUGCAAUGUUAUUAUCCUUUGCUUAACUUGUCUUGGAUCAUUUCUUAAAGGGUAAUGUAAUUGCCAAUUUUAUUUAGAACAGAAGUACUAACCAAGAGGCUACUUGGGAAGUCAGCCAUUAUUGUAAGUCCAUGUGACUGUUUCCUUAGUUAUGAAGAGCUGACUGAACAGAGGAAAGGUCAUCCCCUGCAUCCAUUUUGCCUAGUUUUGGACAAUGAUGGCAACUCUCUCUUCCGUUAGCUCCGACAAAGUGUAUCACUUUUCAGAGCUAACACGAUUUUUUGUAUUCGUUAGAACACCAUGACAAAUAAUGGCGUAGACUAUUUCUUUUCAAUCUCUUUUUCUCUUACCCUAACCCAUAGUCUGUUUUGUUGUUUUUCAAUCAGAGAAGCAGUGUAAUGUUUUAGAAGUAAUGAACAAACUGCCUGAUUUGCCACAUGUAAUCAUGUUGUGUUUAAUCCUGAUACACUUCCUCAGGAGACUGAACAGAAUCCUGAUGCCCUGCACAAAUGCCACAACUUUCUCUCCCUGUCUCAUGGUGUUAACAAAAUCAUAUUCUGUUUGUCAUGGUUGCACAUGUAAAUAAACUGGUUCCUUUACACCAUGUCAUUCUAAUGCGAUUAAAGGCAACACACACUGA